AUGGGCGGCAUUGGUAAGGGUUCAGGGACUUCAUAUAUGUUUUCAGGCUUUGUACCAGAUCCACCAUUUUCAUUACCAAUGCUGGAUUUUGCGUUAUCAAUCGACACAAUAUUACCAGAAUGUUUAAAUAAUCGAUUGGAACAUAUUACUAAAAUUGUUCACCAAACUUUUCAUGUACACAUAGAGCCGCAUCGAAUGUUCGAUAUGCUGGCCACGAUAAAACAGAAAUCUGAUGAUGGAAGUAAUAUGUUAAAGCAUGGAAAAAAUAUUGAAGAAGAACUGAUGAAAUAUUCGUCUAAUAUUAAUAAUUUAUUUCAAUAUCCAAUGUCGACUCCUUUCUGUUUACCAUUUAUUUUAGUACCUAAAUCAAAUCAAUGUCCACAAUGUGGCACUUUACUUUCAUCUGCUGCAGCAAAAUAUCACGUUGUUACCCUUUAUUUAGUUAAUGGAACUUCAAAAUCAGCAACCGUUGUAAGCUAUGUAUGUAAAUCGAAACAGUGUUAUUUGGAAAUCUAUCCGAACUUCAUUACUAAUCUUUGUGAUGAUCAUUCAUAUUCAUUUACAAUAAGUGAUUAUUUUGAAUACGGACCAUAUGUAUACCUUGGUGGACAAACAGCAUUUGACAGAAUAAUUUUUAAACAAUAUUCAUCUUUGUUAGCAGCUGGCCAUGUGGCAUUUGAUACGUUCACUCGCGCUUUUAAUCAAUUGAAUGGUGAUUUUCGUAAUAAAAUGGAUAGAAGAUUAUUUGAACGUGUCUUCAUUACAUAUGCAUUGAUUGAAUAUCAGCUGUUUAUGGCAAUUGGACAACCAUUUAAAAAUCAAUGUAGUGCAUUCUUGCCUCGGAAUAUAUGGACGGAGUUGGAUAGAUUUAUCAUGUCAAAUUAUGAUUAUUUUUAUAAAGUGUUCGUAGAGUUUUGGUCCUCACACAGUAUAUUUUAUCCUUGUAAAUUAAAACCUCAAGGUGAUGAUGGUAAUGACAAUAACGAAUGUUGUGCAGCAAUUAUUUGCGAUGGGCACAUGAAAAUAAGACGAAGAUUGUGUGCCAAUGCAAACGUUCCAUUACAAUUACCAACACAUUUUAAUCCAAUAUUUAAACAAUUACUGAUCGGUUGUAGCCAUACACCAGCAGUCAAUAGAUCAAUUUGCAGUGAAUGUCAAUCUCAAGGUAUAAUAAUGCCAUCGGCACGACGACAUACUAAAAAAGAAGAAGAAAAUACAAGACGAAAAUUAAAAAAAUUACAGAAACAAUACAUAAAUGAUAUGGGAACGAAAUAUUGUCAUGAACAUUUAAAUUUGAAUUUACACGAUUCAUUACGAAAUAUUAACAGUAGUGCAUGUGAACAAAUUAAUUCUUGGAUAAAAUCUUAUUCACACAUGUUAUCCAACAUGAAUGAAUCUCGAUUUGCUGCUACAUUAUUGAUUUUAUUUCAUCUUCGAAAUUGUUCGAAAACGACAUUAUGUAAUCAACGGGUUAAUGUAAAACAAUCAUUGAAUGAUCAAAAGAAUAAAGCAUUGGUAAAAGCACUUGCAACAAACAAGAAUUCGGAUAUUGUUCAAGAAACAACUGAAUCAUCUACUGA
Molecule: messenger RNA, 1580 nt
Organism: Rotaria sordida
Lineage: Eukaryota; Metazoa; Rotifera; Eurotatoria; Philodinida; Philodinidae
Source: the annotation of a GenBank genome assembly